This is a messenger RNA of Hermetia illucens (black soldier fly), 1674 nucleotides long. RefSeq lists its product as uncharacterized. The transcript has 2 exons. The record is from RefSeq and is a predicted model, not a curated record. The coding region runs from base 1 to 1674 and encodes 557 amino acids. NCBI's taxonomy places the organism in Eukaryota, Metazoa, Arthropoda, Insecta, Diptera, Stratiomyidae.
AUGACCCCGACCGACAUUCUAGCAAGUGAUGCAUGCAGUCUUUAUGAGAAAAAGAGAAUGAAUCCAAAUGCACAAGGGUACAGAAUACUGAAAGUCGGCAAGGCUAGAGUCGCUGGAAAGGUGGCAGCAAAUGAUUUUUUUCCUAAAUUUCAUGUGCCUUCUGUCAUCGUUGAGAAUCCCAAAACGUUCAACUUCGAUGCUGAAAAUCAUGCGUUGUACCUUGUGUUUUUGAGCCUGUCCAGCGAAAACUUCAAUAUAACACCACCUGCCGAACUAUUGCAUUUGGAUAAUUUAUCUAAAAUCAUUUUCAUAUCCAAGAUUGAAAUGGGAGCUUCGACAUUAUUGAAUCUAUUCGAAUGGUGUUGGUCAAAUGAAAUCAUAAAUGUGUUGACUGUUGCCGGAGAGCAAAUUUACUCGUAUGACCCAUUCCCGCGAGUGGCUUUAACCAAUUUGACAGACGAGAGGCGCUUGAGUGUUUUCUUUAAAAAUAAAAUGAUGGACUUUAAUGGGAAAUCUAUAAGAACACCGAUGUUCAACGAUAUACCACGCACCUUUAGAUACUUUGAUGAAAAUGGGAGUACCAAGUUUGCCGGGUAUAUGUAUCAAAUCAUUUCAGCUUUUGCGAAGAAACAUAAUGGAUCCUUAGAAGUGAGCUUCACAACGUAUGAUAUUGAAAAUUUUGUUGAACUUCUUAAUACCGGAAAAAUUGAUAUAUUUCCUUUCAUUUAUUUUGCUCAUCCAGCAUUCGAAAACUUAAGCAAGAGUUACACGAUCAAUUCAAUUUGGGCCUGCAUUAUCGUCCCGUACUCAGCAGAACUUCCAAGGUAUACCUACUUCAAGCUGCCAUUUACAGAUUCGAGCUGGUAUUGCAUAGUUGGCGCAUCACUGGUACUCCUAAUCGUUUCUUCAGUUGCACUGUUCAGAGUUGAAAAGAAGCUUCGUAUCAGAUACACUAUCCAUCACUUGGUACGAAUUUUAUUACAACAACCCAACAUCGAUGAAAACUGGCCGAAAGCCUUACAGUUGAUUUUUAUCCUUGCUUUGGUCCUUAACAUGCUGAUUGCUAACCUCUACCAAAGCGGUCUGAGCAGUUUCUUCACUAAGUCGAUUGCAGGCAAACAAAUUGACACUUUUGAUGAUUUAAUAAAGUCAAACGUACGUAUUAGGAUCGGAGAUGGAACUUAUCGGCAGCUAGCCAAUUUUAAAUUGUAUCCUCUCGCUGCCAGAAAAAACUUAAUUAAGCCGGAUCCUGAUUUUCGAGUGGAGCUUCCUGAGGUUGUACCUGAUUAUGGAUACCUUCUGACUGAUGACCAGUACGAAUUUUUAUCGGAAUUUCAUAAAUACACAUCACGACCAAUAUUCCGACGAGGAAGCAUGUGCUUCUCCAAAUCACAAUUUUUCAUCCCUCUGCGUCGCCGCUCGGCUUACAGAGACAUCAUGAAUAAUUUGGUUUUCCAAAUUCAAGAAUCAGGGAUUCUAAUGAAGUGGGAAAGUGAUACCUUUGGCGAGGCUGUUAAGGGAGGCUUGAUUAAACCUAUUGUAAUUGAUCAAGAACUGUUAAGACCUUUAACUGUAUCCGAUUUUAAAAUAGUUUGGUCUAUUUUCGGUUGUGCUUUGUCUUUAUGUCUUAUGUCAUUUCUAUGUGAACUGGUUACAGCUUAUGUAUUGAAUUGA